AUGUUAUAUACCAAGCUUUUAUUGGCAGUAUUGGCGAACUCUGCCGCGGCACAAUUUGUACCCGCCCCCACGGACUUGAUCACCAAGAAGGGACAUGCCGACAUCAAUGUGCGAUAUAAGGAAGUGCCUGCUGGGAUUUGUGAACAAGACCCCAAUGUGAAAAGUUACUCUGGUUACGCCGAUGUUGGUGAAAAUGAGCAUAUUUUCUGGUGGUUCUUUGAGGCUAGAAAUGGAGACCCUAAAGAUGCACCACUUACAGUCUGGAUCAAUGGAGGACCGGGAUCGUCUUCGAUGAUUGGAUUAUUCCAGGAAUUAGGGCCAUGCGGAGUUGAUCACGACGGCAGUGUAUACAACAACCCUUAUUCUUGGAGCAACGUGAGCAAUAUGCUCUUCGUCGAUCAACCUGCCACAGUUGGAUUAUCAUACACAAUUCCCAUUCCAGCCUACGAAGAUGACGAUGGCAAUAUUGUCCAGUUACCCAGCGACGAAUGCCCCGAUUAUGCACAGAAAUAUGGAACAUGCGGCACAUACUCCAAACCUGACAUCGGCCUGGUCCCUAAUACAACAGCAAGUGCGGCACCGAAUAUGUGGAAGACACUACAAGGGUUCAUGGGCGCAUUCCCGAAGUACUCAAGAAAUGGCAUCAAUUUCGCCACCGAGAGUUACGGUGGUCACUAUGGCCCAAUCUUCAACAAAUACUUCGUCGAACAAAACGCCAAAAAGCCCCACGGCUCCAUCAAGAUCGAUCUCGAGAACGUACUAAUUGGAAAUGGCUGGUUCGAUCCAUUAAUUCAAUACCAGGCAUACUACAACUUCUCCGUCUUCCCCGGAAACACAUACGACUACAAUCCAUACAACGAGUCCGUGCAGGCAGAAUGGUACAACAACCUCUACGGCGAAGGAAACUGCGUCGAUCGAACUCGAGAAUGUUACGCAACGGGUCGAGCCGAUAUCUGCGCUGCCGCGGACACUUUCUGCGCUAAUAAGGUCGAGUCCUUAUUUGAUACCUACUCCGGUCGGGACGAGUACGAUAUGCGUGAAUUGUCGCCCGAUCGAUUCCCGUACUCUUUCUACGUCGAAUAUCUCAACAGUCCCAAAGUGCAAGCUGCGAUUGGAGCGUAUCAGAAUUUCUCAGAGUCAUCCGGGACCGUGAGCAAUGCGUUUGGAAGCACAGGCGACGACGAUCGCGAGUCCGGGACCAUUGAGGCUGUGAGGAAGUUGCUUGAAGCUGGAGUGCAGGUUUCGCUGUAUUUCGGAGAUGCCGAUUACAACUGCAAUUGGCUUGGUGGACAGGUUGUGGCGGAGGAGAUCAAUGCGCGGGGGUAUGAACAUGCUGGCUUUGUGAAUAUCACUACUUCGGAUGGUGUCGUUCAUGGACAGGUUCGUCAGAGUGACUUGUUUAGCUUUGUGCGGAUUUAUGAGUCCGGACAUGAAGUGCCGUUCUACCAGCCGUUGGUUUCGUUGGAGAUGUUUGAGAGAAUACUCUUGAGGAAGGAUAUUGCGACUGGUGAGAAGCAUUUGAAGCCGCAUGGUGGGUAUCGGACUCAUGGGACACCGACGAGUGACUACCGAGAGGGAAAUAGUACUAUGGUUUGGGAAGUGCUUGAUAGUAGUGCGACAUACAACACUACUCUCAAUGGGCCGAACCCUUCGAAGGCAUCGGCUCCAGCUUCGGUCAGAUUACGCAGACAGGGGAACUGA
Penicillium griseofulvum is the source of this 1701-nucleotide messenger RNA. RefSeq names its product Peptidase S10, serine carboxypeptidase. Gene Ontology annotation, cellular component: fungal-type vacuole. The transcript is spliced from 6 exons. The record is from RefSeq and is a predicted model, not a curated record. Gene Ontology annotation, biological process: proteolysis. Gene Ontology annotation, molecular function: serine-type carboxypeptidase activity. Bases 1 to 1701 code for a protein of 566 amino acids. NCBI's taxonomy places the organism in Eukaryota, Fungi, Ascomycota, Eurotiomycetes, Eurotiales, Aspergillaceae.